Molecule: messenger RNA, 2200 nt
Organism: Musa acuminata subsp. malaccensis (wild Malaysian banana)
Lineage: Eukaryota; Viridiplantae; Streptophyta; Magnoliopsida; Zingiberales; Musaceae
Product: protein PLASTID TRANSCRIPTIONALLY ACTIVE 10
Cellular component (GO): plastid-encoded plastid RNA polymerase complex; chloroplast
Molecular function (GO): RNA binding
Source: RefSeq, a predicted model, not a curated record
CCGCAAAAACCCCAAACUGUAACGAUCCCCGGAAGAGCGAUGCACUGCUUCAAACUCCACAGCCACCAUCGCCACCCACUCCUUCUCCCUCCGCCCUUCCGCCACCGCCCCCUCCAUCUCCUGCGUUCCAUAACCCUAGCCCCCUUCCCUUCCCCUUGUCCUCUCCCUGUAUCCCCUGCCAUUCGCCUACUCGCACCGGUCCGCUCCUCCGCCUCCCCGUACGCCGCCGACGAGGUCCCCGUAGGUGACGACGACGAGGCAUUCCUCGAGUCCUUCCGCCCCCGGGAGAAGGAGACCGAGGAGGAGGCCCGCCGCCGGAACUGGGUGGAGCGGGGCUGGGCCCCCUGGGAGGAGAUCCUCACCCCGGAGGCCGACUUCGCCCGAAAGAGUCUUAAUGAGGGCGAGGAGGUCCCCCUUCAGUCCCCCGAGGCCAUCGAGGCCUUCCGGAUGCUCACCCCUUCCUACCGCCGCAAGAAGUUGGAGGAGAGCGGCCUUUCCGAGGACGAGUACCUCGACCAGCAGUUCGCCUUCAAGGGGGAGAUCCCCGACCCCCUCGAGACACUAUGGGAGGGCCCGCUUGCCGUGCGAAUGGUGCCGCCGAGGGACUGGCCGCCACCGGGCUGGGAGGUCGACCAGGCGGAGCUGGAGUUCAUCAGGGAGGCGCACAAGCUGCAGGCGGAGAGGGUGGAUCCGGGGGAGGAGGUCAGCACCGACACCGAUCGGAUGUGCCUGGAGAGGUACAAGGUCUUCCUGAGGCAGUACAAGGAGUGGGUGGCGGCAAACAGGGACCGGCUUGAAGAGGAGUCUUACAAGUUUGACCAAGAUUAUUAUCCUGGUAGGAGAAAAAGAGGCAAAGACUACAAAGAUGACAUGCUUGAACUCCCAUUUAUAUACCCAGGACAGAUUUGUCGAGGUAAAGUGACAACUCUACACCUUCACCAAGGAGCCUUUGUUGACAUUGGAUGCGUCCAUGAUGGGUGGGUUCCUAUAAAAGGAAAUGAUUGGUAUUGGAUCCGUCAUCAUAUUAAAGUUGGUAUGCAUGUCUUUGUGGAAGUUUUGGCAAAAAGAGAUCCAUACCGUUUCCGUUUUCCUAUUGAAAUGCGCUUUGUCAAUCCCAACAUUGAUCACCUUAUAUUCAACAGAUUUGACUAUCCGCCAAUUUUUCACAGGGAGGAGGAUACAAAUCCUGAACAACUUUGGCGGGAGUCUGGAAGGCCACCCAUUCCUAGAAAAAGGCCUUCAAUCAGAAUGGAAGAUCAAUCACUGUUAUCAGAUCAUCCAUAUGUAGACAAGUUAUGGCAGCUGCACAAUGCUGAGCAAAUGAUUCUGGAUUAUGAAGAGGAAAAUCCUGAUAAAUUUAAGACCACGACAUAUGAGUCAACCGUUAACGAGCAUUUUGAUGAAGAAAAUAGUGUUGAAUAUACACAAGCUCACUUCAAGGGGGCUUUGCUACCAAAGACAAUUUUGAACACAAAUAUCAAAGAACUUGAUAUGGAUUCUGCUCGUGCAGAGCGUCAGCUCAACAACAAAUUAAAGAAGGAAGCAGAAGAUCGAGAAGAAGAGUAUAAAAUUCCCAUGUUGAGACGGAAUGUGGAGAUGGAUGAGUACGAUUUGAUGCACUGGCAACGUUCAUUAGAGGAAAGAGAAGCUCUGAUCAGAGAUAUUAGCUGCCGAAGAGCUCUCGGCCUUCCUGUAGAGGAACCUGGGAGAUACGUCGACGACAAAGAGGUCUGGGGAAAGGACCGAUACGACCCGACGAGCGCAAUGUACCGAUACGACUACUGGGGAGAGCCCAAGAACUCAGAGAAAAGCAAGCAGGAGAGGAUGACGGAGGAUCACAACCGAUCCAUCGUCGGGAGAGGUGCUGUCUGGUAUGAGAUGUCGUAUGAAGAAGCCAUCAAGCAGCGAAUGCAUCGUGAAGCUCAAAUGAAGGCAGCGCCCGAGCAGGUAGACGAGAAAGAAGACGAGGACGAUGACGAUGAUGAUUUAGACAUCGACCCAAGAAUUCUUGGAGAUUCUAAUUCGUCCUCUGCAGAGAACAAGCCGGUUGUAAAUGGAACUGAGUCACCUAGCAUGUCGGAUGAAGGCAUGUUCGAUGACUAGUAGUAAUCCACAAGACAUUGAUUUCCUUCGAUCCGUUUCUUACGUAUAAUGUAAAACAUAUUCGAGGUUUUCCAGAUCGAGUCAUUCUUUUUCUUCA